AUGAGUUCGAGCGUAUGUUAUAAGUGCAACAGGAAGGGGCACUUCGCCCGCGAGUGCACGCAGGGCGGUGUCGGAGCCCUAGACGCGGGCUUCAACCGACAGCGGGAGAAGUGUUUCAAAUGUAACCGCACUGGCCACUUCGCCAGGGACUGCAAGGAGGAGGCCGACCGUUGCUAUAGAUGUAACGGCACGGGGCACAUAGCGCGGGAGUGCGCGCAGAGCCCCGACGAGCCGUCGUGCUACAACUGCAACAAGACGGGGCACAUCGCGCGGAACUGCCCCGAGGGAGGGCGGGACAACUCGAACCAGACCUGCUACAACUGCAACAAGACCGGCCACAUCUCGCGCAACUGUCCCGACGGCACCAAGACCUGCUACGUGUGCGGCAAGCCGGGGCACAUCUCGCGCGACUGCGACGAGGCCGACAGGAACUAA
Molecule: messenger RNA, 435 nt
Organism: Danaus chrysippus (African queen)
Lineage: Eukaryota; Metazoa; Arthropoda; Insecta; Lepidoptera; Nymphalidae
Source: the annotation of a GenBank genome assembly